Hylaeus volcanicus is the source of this 1714-nucleotide messenger RNA. Its product is annotated as facilitated trehalose transporter Tret1-like. Gene Ontology annotation, cellular component: membrane. Bases 180 to 1607 code for a protein of 475 amino acids. Gene Ontology annotation, biological process: transmembrane transport; carbohydrate transport. NCBI's taxonomy places the organism in Eukaryota, Metazoa, Arthropoda, Insecta, Hymenoptera, Colletidae. The transcript is spliced from 2 exons. Gene Ontology annotation, molecular function: sugar transmembrane transporter activity. The record is from RefSeq and is a predicted model, not a curated record.
UAAUGAUUAGGUUGCAUCCGCAAGUAUUGUAUUUCUUAACGUACAACCGGACUUGAAACACGAAACGAUUUCUAUCGGCAUUGAAAAUAUUUCACAACCUUUUUACGAUUUUGUUCGAUCAACGCGGUAAUAGAUUAGUCUAAUUACUUGUAGGUGUCCAUCAACAAAAUUUCAACAAGAUGGAUGAAAAAACCAUUGGAAUUUCACAACAAACAAUUUUAAACAGUCAAGAUGGAAUUGCAAGUGGUAAAAAGUUGAUCCAAUAUAUUGCCAGUUUAUCAGCAACUCUUGGGGCUUUGGCAUCUGGCAUGGUAUUAGGAUGGACUUCUUCUGCUGGUAACGAUGAUGAAGGACAUAACAAAAUACAAGUUCAGUAUGGCUUUCCAAUUUCUGAAGAAGAAUUUUCAUGGAUCGGGUCAGCAGCUGCAAUUGGAUCCGUAGUGAUAAGUAUUCCUAUUGGAAUUCUUACCGACGUGAUUGGAAGAAAGUAUUCGAUGCUGUUGAUGGUGGUACCCUUUACUAUAGGUUGGCUGCUCAUCAUUUUCGCUAAUUCCGUGGCCAUGUUUUAUAUUGGAAGAUUCAUCACUGGUAUUAGCGUUGGAGCUUUUUGUGUAGUUGCACCAUUGUACACAGCCGAAAUAGCUGAAAAUAGCAUUCGUGGACGCCUUGGAUCUUAUUUUCAGUUACUUCUUACCGUCGGCAUUUUACUCUCGUAUGUUUUGGGAACCCUUGUGAAUAUACGUGAUUUGUCUAUUAUAUCUGCUAUUAUGCCACUAGUAUUUUUCGGAGUUUUUAUGUUUAUGCCGGAAACACCAAUUUAUUACUUAAAGAAAGGUAACAAAGAGUGUGCCAGAAAAAGUUUAAUUAGAUUACGCGGCGAACAGUAUGAUAUAGAUGACGAAUUACAACGCCAUCGAGAGGGAUUGGAGGAAUCUAAAAACAAAAAAAUUCCUUUUCUGACUUUACUUAAGUCCAGAGCAACCUUGAAAGGUUUUAUAAUCGCUUAUGGUCUUAUGUUUUUCCAACAGUUUAGCGGCGUAAAUACUGUUAUAUUUUAUGCUAGCGAUAUUUUUAAAUCAGCUGGUAAUUCUCUUAAACCUGAAUACUCGACUAUUUUAGUAGGUGUAAUGCAGGUGCUAGCUGUUUUCGUAAGUACUUUGAUUAUAGACCAUUUAGGUAGAAGAAUAUUGCUAUUAGCAUCAAUAAUAUUUUUGUUCUUAACAUCUUUCGCACUUGGAGUUUACUUUUACCUUCACGAUAAUACAGAUGAUACUAGCUCGAUCGAAUGGUUACCUCUAGCUUCUAUAUGUAUAUUUAUUAUCAUGUUUUCCUUGGGUUUUGGUCCUAUCCCAUGGAUGAUGAUGGGUGAAAUUUUUGGACCAGAAGUGAAAGGUAUAGCUUCAAGUACCGCCACCCUUCUGAAUUGGGUAAUGGUUUUCAUUAUAACUAAAUUUUAUAUUAAUUUAAAAGAAGCAAUUUAUGAAAGCGGUACAUUUUGGUUAUUUUCUGUUAUUUGCGCUAUUGGAAUUUUCUUUGUAUACUUCCUAGUUCCCGAAACCAAAGGAAAAUCUCUAGAGAAAAUUCAAAUGGAACUUAACGAUUCGUAAUUAUCGUUAUUAACUUAAAAUAUUGUUUAUCUAUAAGAUUAAUUUUAAGUUUAAAUUUAUUUUGAAUUGUAUAUUUUUAUUUGUUAAUAGAAUUUCAAUCAAACAGU